UACUGACAGUAGUGGGAGGGUAGAUGAUGUGAACUCGGCGGGUUUCAAUAGAAGGAAUAUGCUCUGCUUCUUUACAUUAGUCCGUCGUGUGACGCUGAGUGACUUAGAUGUAAAUUGUUAAAGAUAUAUUCUGUUUUUAUAUCGAUAGCAACAUUGAUCGCCUGACGUUAACGUUACACAUCUUCGGUCCAAAACACUUGAUUUAGCCUGUUCUCAAGCGAUGUGACUGGUUGAGUAAUGCAAACUAACAUUAGAUUGCGGGCAUACUAAACCAUUAUUCGAAGUGAAACUGAUUUGACUUUUUCUUGGAUCUAAUUUGGUCUUAAAUUACAGAGAAGACAUGGGUUACUGCUAUUUCUAUGGAUAAAUAUCUCAUUGGAUUCAAGGGCCUUUUGAUUUCGAAUAAGGCUGAAGUACAGGGGAGUUUAUUCAGUGAUCUUGUGGAUUAAGUUCGCUAAUAUUCAGAAGAAAAGCUUGAGCACCAAUAACCUCACUGUCAUUAAACAUGGCCAACAAUAUGAAAUCGCGCAGCGAGGAUGAGGACGAUGAACGCCACUCCACAGACCCUGACUGCAGGGACUCCAAGAAUUCCAAGAAGACCGCAGGCAAAAUCAAAUGGUCACGAGACGAGGACGAGAGGCUUAAGAAGCUGGUUGAGCAGCAUGGGACCGACGCCUGGAGGUUAAUCGCUAAUUACUUUCCAAACAGGACAGAUGGGCAGUGUCAGCACCGCUGGCAGAAGGUACUCAACCCCGAGCUGGUGAAAGGACCCUGGACAAAGGAGGAGGAUCAAAGAGUGAUUGAGCUGGUCCACAAAUAUGGUCCCAAACGCUGGUCAGUCAUCGCCAAGCACCUGCAGGGGCGCAUUGGCAAGCAGUGCCGAGAGCGCUGGCACAACCACCUCAACCCUGAGGUCAAGAAGUCCUCCUGGACUCAAGAGGAGGACCGCAUCAUCUAUGAGGCACACAAACGCCUUGGCAACCGCUGGGCAGAAAUCUCCAAACUGCUUCCUGGAAGGACGGACAACUCCAUCAAGAACCACUGGAACUCCACCAUGAAGCGGAAGGUCGAGCAUGAGGGCUAUUUGCAGGACAGGACGUACGGUGGCUCAAGCCAAUCACAGAAGAGGCGGCACAAGACCUGUGGCUCCUCAGGGGAGCGCCUGCAUGAUCAGACCCCCAUGGACCCAGCACAGCUUGGAGGAUACCCCUAUGACUCACUGGGCAGUCAGUGCAUGGACAGCAUUGCAGAAGGUUCCAGUUUCAUGUCGCCGUGCCCCGACGACCCUCACAAAGAGCAGAGAAUAAAGGAGCUAGAGCUGCUGCUUAUGUCAGCAGAGAACGAAGUCAGAAGACAGUCCGGCUCUCGUAAUCCGGAGCAGUAUUCCAGCUGGUCGGACAGUCUUACGGACGAUACCAUGACGACAACAGGAAGCCUGGAAGAAGGAAGCAUGGAGAUGUGCCGCUCGAAUGAAGGGAGAGGAUCCGGAAUGUCACACUAUGGUUCCCCAAGUAAAUUCCUGGCAGUUGAGGCUAGCGCAGUCCUGUCCACCCUGCAGACCAUUCCGGAGUUUGCCGAGACUAUGGAGCUUAUCGACUCGAUGUGUCUUGCAUUGCAGGACCCAGGAGCCUGGAGCGAGGUGGCUAGCUUUGAACUCUCCGAUCAUGGGGCAUCCCCUCCCAAACACUCCCACCGGCCGUACCACCCCCCUGGCAGAGGUCACGAGGGCAUGAGAUACCACCUGGACACCCCGUCUGUGUCCGACAUGGGCAAGCACUGCACCAGCCAGGGCAAACAGGUCCCCCAGGGCUCCCCAAACCGCGGCAGGUUUGGCACCCCGACGUCUUGCGUGAGGAAGAGGAGGAAGGAGAGGGGUGACCAGUCUCCAACCGGGGACCGUGUCUGUGGGAACCUGCCUAACCAUAGUGCCAACUCACCCAGGGGUACCCCUGUGAAGGCCCUACCCUUUUCACCAUCACAGUUCUUCAACAUAUCUGGAGGAGAGAACCUAGGCCUGGACAAUCCUGCACUUACAUCAACGCCAGUUUGUGGUCAGAAGUGCUUCCUGAACACGCCCCAACAGAAAGAAACCACCCCGAAACACCAGAAGGAGAAUGCUGGUUUCAGAACCCCUAAAGUGCGUAAAUCUAUCAUGGGACACACACCGAAGACUCCCACUCCCUUCAAAAAUGCCCUGGCUGCCCAGGAGAAGAUGCACGGACCACUGAAGAUGGUGCCCCAGCCCUUGGCUUUCCUGGAAGAGGACAUUCGUGAGGUUUUGAAGGAGGAGACAGGUGCAGACAUCUUCACCCAAUCAGAGAUGCAGCAAGAGUACGGCGCCUGGAAACACGAGCUGGAGGCUCCUGCUAGAAAGGUCCGAAAGUCUUUGGUGUUGGACUCCUGGGGGAAGGAUUGCCUCAAUGUCCAACUCUUUUCACAGGAGCAGAUCAACAACAAUGGCAAUGCUGAUGAUGACCUGCUGACGAGCUCCCUGCUGAUGCCGCUGCAUGCCAAGUGUCAGGAGGACAGCGUCGGCUCCCCGUGCUCUAUGGACGACGAGGCGUGCGUCCCCGUCUGUCCCCUCAGCCCUCUGGCCAAGGAGCAUGCCCCCCCCAAGAGCCCCUCCUACCAGGCUGCAGCACAGCUUAGCAGCGACUGGGAAGCAGUGGUUUAUGGGAAGACGGAGGAUCAGCUGAUCAUGACUGAGCAGGCCAGGCGCUACCUGAAUGCCUACCCCACCGGCUGCUCCUCCAGGGCCCUAGUGCUCUGAGAUUGAUGUCCGUCCUCUCCACACACACGCACACACUACACUCUCUCAUGCACAAGCAGUCUUCCUCCUCUUCGUCUUCCUCCCAAUUUGAAGGUUGUGCCAGCAUGCAGACAAUCUGGUGGGAGAGAAAAAGAACAGGUCUUCUUCACAUCUUCACCGCUCUUUACGUGUGCAGAACACCUUACUAAUUAGAGUAUAACACCCACCUCUCUUUAACACAAGCCUGUCCAUCUUGUACAACAUUCGGCUUGUUGUUAUACUUUUUUUGUUUUGUGUUGUUUUUUGAGUUCAUAAGGAGGAAAAAAGCUGUUUUGCUAGCCAGACUACAAUUUUGUACAAACAGGUAGUUCUAGACAAAACUAGUAAUUGAAUUUGAUUAAUCCAAUCGUUCCAUAGAUUAUAGCAAAUAGGUUCUUUGCAGCAAUGGCAUGGACUGCUAAUACGUGUGUUGUUCACUUUUAAUGCUUUAAUUAUACACACAAAUAUACUGCUUUUUAUACUUUAGAAAUAACCCAUUUCUUGAAGGAGAAAGAGUCUAGAGUUGUGGGGUGUGAAUUGUUAGGACAUGGAGAGCACAGUCAGCGUUGCACUACUGAUUUUGAUUUGCUUCAGAGAGGAACUCAAACAGUGUUUAGAGAAGUAACUGGAUAGCACUUGCGAUGGGACUGGAUCGGUUCAAACAAUUAUGAAGAUGCUGCUUCUGCACCGCGUCCUGUUUUUAGGAGUCUCCCCUAGAGACACUGAAUGUAUUGUAUAGCAUGAAACUGCAGAAGCAGCGUGAAAAGGAAGGGUACCUUUUUUGUUUGGUUGGCUGUUUUUUUUUGUGUGUUGUUGUUUAUUUUGUUCUUUGUUUUUUGUUUUAGAUUGGACUUCAUUGUCCAUUAUUGGUAUUGCUAUUUUUUAUUUAUGUUCAGAAAAAAAGUGCACGAUCUAGACAUCGUAUAAAAAAAACCUUUUAAUGGAGCAUCUGGAUUAUCCAGUUGCAAAAUCCUAGCUACCUUUGCUGACAGUCAGACUCCUUUGUAGACUGACAGCUUCAACAAGCAUGCUGCUCCAGGAAAAUUAAACUAGAGAUCAUGUUUGGUACUCUUUGUAGUGCGAAGACAAAGUCAGGGCGAUAUGUUGGAAAAAGUUUUUGUAGAUGAGAAUGAUUUCUUGUUCACUUAGGGCUGUAGGUUCUAUUUAUUAAAUGUUUACUAAUUUAUUUAUUUUAAAGAUAAAUAAAACAUAUCUUAUUAUAUUUCUUUAUAUCACAAUUUUGAAAAGAAUUGGCUAUCCUCAACUACAUUCUCUAAAUUAUAAUAACACUGCCAUCCAUUCCAUACUUUUCCUGUUUCUGAUUGGACAAAGGGUUAGAUAGUAUCCCCUUGAUAAGUUCUGUUCCUCUGGUUUUUCCGACUUUCUGUUCCUUAAAUGCCAGUUCAUUCUCCACAAACACUCAACAGUCUCUUAAAGUAGGCAAAUUGCACUUUUUUUAAAGAAAAAAACAUGUUCAUAUGUAGUUUGUUGUGUUCCGUCCGUUCCUCCUGUUUUUAUUCGAAAGUUUUUUUGUUUUGUUUUGUUCUGUUUCAUUUUUGUUUGUUUUGGUGUGAUUCUAUCGAUGGUUCUGUUAGCUGAAUGUGUCGCAACUUGACGAUGAUUAACACUGACAUGGAAAGUGGCAGGACCCCGACUCUGUCAUGGUGUGCUGAAUACAUUGAAGCAUGUAUCUCUGCUAGUCUCUCUGUCCUGCUGCUUAUGUGCCGCUUCCAACAAACAGAAUGGAAACGGCUGCGCAUUUUGACAUAGCAUGUCUGUAGGAGUGUACAGGCAAUAGGCUGUUUAUGCAUUACAGGCCACUGGGUCAUUGACACACACCAUGGUGUGUUUUUUUUUUAACAGGCUAUCAGAAAUGUCACCUUUUUUUAGUGAAUGUUUUUAACUCUUUUAAUGUUUUUUUUAAAAAAGAAAAUGUGAAAGAAAGGAAAAAAAUCCUAAAAGAGGUCUGGAUUUGAACUGAAACCUAAUUAAUGAAGGAGUUAAUGUUGAAAUAAGAAAAAAAUAAUCAUCUGUUUUUUAGAUUCUAAAUCUGUUCAGCAUGUUCAUUGAGUAGAUGACAGACCUGUGUUCUGAGGUUGCUAUAACCAGAACCAGGAUGAAGGAUCACAUGAAUGUACUUCACUUAGUAGCCAUCCAUACACAAUACUCAGUUUAGAUCUUUUUGUUCCUCUCCUCAUGCGUAGAUAUUCACUGUCUCAUUGUUGACGUCAUAUCAGAGAAGAUGCAGAAUACUAAAUGUGUAUAUUUUUGGUUUUGGUCAGUGUCUUCCUUUUUAAAAGAAAAAAAAAUAUAUGCGUGCAUGUGUUUGUGCAAGUUUGGUUCAUUUUAUAUGUGUUGUAGAAUGCCUAACACUCAAACCCCUAAUGGCAGGUUUUGAGGGAAGUAAGUACAUGUAGCAGUUAUGAUAUACAGCAACACACUCAUGUUCAUCCUCUCUAAGAAUGUUCUGCAUUAUUGCUCACUCUUUAUUUUGAUUUCUGAUGCAACCAUAUUCCCAGCUGAAGGACUAUAACCUGCCAAUUUACAGUACCAUAGGAUUCCUGCCAUUUUUUUUUUUUUUAACCCAUGUACGUAUGUGUUAUAUGGAACAAUAAACAGUGCUCUCUGCUCAUCAAA
Messenger RNA from Sardina pilchardus (European sardine), 5425 nucleotides. RefSeq names its product v-myb avian myeloblastosis viral oncogene homolog-like 1 (gene mybl1). The coding region runs from base 506 to 2770 and encodes 754 amino acids. Gene Ontology annotation, cellular component: nucleus. The record is from RefSeq and is a predicted model, not a curated record. Lineage: Eukaryota; Metazoa; Chordata; Actinopteri; Clupeiformes; Clupeidae. The transcript has 16 exons. Gene Ontology annotation, molecular function: DNA-binding transcription factor activity, RNA polymerase II-specific; RNA polymerase II cis-regulatory region sequence-specific DNA binding. Gene Ontology annotation, biological process: regulation of DNA-templated transcription.